GCGCCCGGGGCCGCCGGGAGGCCGAGCCUGCUGCAUUGCAGCCGCCGCGGCGCCGCUCGGCUCUUCCUCCCAACAAUGGCGGCUCCGAGCCCGAGCGGCGGCGGCGGCGGCCCGGGCCCCGCGGGGUCCCCCGCGCCCGCGCCCCCGGCCGUCAGCAGCAUGCAGGUAAAUGAACUGGAACUUAUCUCUUUUACUUUAGGCUUUCAGAUAAACUUCUGUGAAAAGGCACAAAGUAAACGCAAAGCAUUGAAGUUGAAUUUUGCAAAUCCACCUUUCAAAUCUACAGCAAGGUUUACUCUGAAUCCCAAUCCUACAGGAGUUCAAAACCCACACAUAGAGAGGCUGAGAACGCACAGCAUUGAGUCGUCGGGAAAGCUGAAGAUCUCCCCGGAGCAGCACUGGGACUUUACCGCGGAGGAUCUCAAAGACCUGGGCGAGAUUGGACGAGGAGCUUACGGCUCUGUCAACAAAAUGGUCCACAAGCCAAGUGGGCAAAUAAUGGCAGUUAAAAGAAUUCGGUCAACAGUGGAUGAAAAAGAACAAAAGCAACUUCUUAUGGACUUGGAUGUAGUAAUGCGGAGUAGUGAUUGCCCAUAUAUUGUUCAGUUUUAUGGUGCACUCUUCAGAGAGGGUGACUGUUGGAUCUGUAUGGAACUCAUGUCUACCUCGUUUGAUAAGUUUUACAAAUAUGUAUAUAGUAUAUUAGAUGAUGUUAUUCCAGAAGAAAUUUUAGGCAAAAUCACUUUAGCAACUGUGAAAGCACUAAACCACUUAAAAGAAAACUUGAAAAUCAUUCACAGAGAUAUCAAACCUUCCAAUAUUCUUCUGGACAGAAGUGGAAAUAUUAAACUCUGUGACUUUGGCAUCAGUGGACAGCUUGUGGACUCCAUUGCUAAGACAAGAGAUGCUGGAUGUAGACCGUAUAUGGCGCCUGAAAGGAUAGACCCAAGUGCAUCUCGACAAGGAUAUGAUGUCCGAUCUGAUGUUUGGAGUUUGGGGAUCACAUUGUAUGAAUUAGCCACUGGCCGGUUUCCGUACCCAAAGUGGAACAGUGUCUUUGACCAGCUGACCCAGGUCGUGAAAGGGGACCCUCCACAGCUGAGCAACUCUGAGGAAAGGGAAUUCUCCCCCAGUUUCAUCAACUUUGUCAAUUUGUGCCUUACGAAGGAUGAAUCCAAAAGGCCAAAGUAUAAAGAACUCCUGAAACAUCCCUUUAUUUUGAUGUAUGAAGAGCGUACAGUAGAGGUUGCAUGCUAUGUCUGUAAAAUCCUGGAUCAAAUGCCAGCCACCCCCAGCUCUCCCAUGUAUGUUGACUGAUAUCGCUGCUACAUCAGACUCUAGAAAAAAAGGGCUGAGAGGAAGCAAGACAUAAAGAAUUUCAUCCCGUAUCACAGUGUUUUUAUUGCUCGCCCAGACACCAUGUGCAAUAAGAUUGGUGUUCGUUUCCAUCACGUCUGUAUACUGUCACCUAGAACGUGCAUCCCUGUAAUUCCCAGUCGAUCACAGUGUUAGUGCGCUCAGAGAGACCUCAUCCUGCUAUUGUGAUGAACCUUCAUGAAAUGUGGAAGUCAGUACGAUCAAUUUGUUGACUGUGAUUAGAUCACAUCUUAAAUUCAUUUCUAGACUUGAACCCUGGAGACACAGCUCCUGGAAUGGUGUUUUGUCAGACUUCCAGAUACUGGAAGAACGCAGUGAUGGAUGUACUGUGUCCGAGCAGAGAGACCUGGGCUGAGAGAGGAGAGCGUGCACAGCCAGUGGGACACAUUGCCUUCUGGAGCUGGGAGACGAAGGAGGAAUUUCCUUUCUUCACCAAGUGCAAUAGAUUUACUGAUUUGACAUUCUGUUGCUUUACAGUCACGGUCGAUGUUUGGGGAUCGAUGUGCUCAGCCAAAUUUCCUGUUUGAAAUAUGUUAAAUUAGAAUGAAUUUCUCUUUACCAAAAAUCAUGUGUUAAUCACAUUAAAAUAUUGAGACAGGACAGAAUGUGUUUUCUUCUCCUUUACCAGUCCUACUCUUCACUGGUGAGACUUGGGAGUCUGCCAUUUGUCAAAGAAGGUGCUGAUCUAAGAAUAUUCAUUCUCAGAAUUCGGUAUGCUGCCAACUUGAUGUUUCAUCUGCCACAAAUCACCAGGACUGAAAGAAGAAAAACAGUACUGAGAGCAAAGUUUACAGAUACUUUUAAUUGUUGCUUACCUGAAACAACUUGUAGCAGCUAUAUAUUUCCCCUUGUUCCCAAGCUUGAUACUUUAGCCAUCAUAACUCACUAACAGGGAGAAGUAGCUCGUAGCAAUGUGCCUUGAUUGAUUAGAUAAAGAUUUCUUGUAGGCAGCAAAAGACCAAAUCUCAAUUGUUUGCCAUCUCUGGUACAGGUCUUCAGUUUCUGAAUCUCUUUUCUAUCCAUUUGGUCUCUUGCCACUGUGCGACUUUGGCUUAAUCCAAUAUUUCAACCUCUUUUUCCUAUAUUCAAAAACCUUAUAAUCACCAGGUAUUCCUUGCAACAAAUUUUUAGCCCAGAUUUCUUCAUAAGCCCUAAGGUUUGAAAGGCUAAGAAUCGUAAGACCCAACUAAUGUGGUAAGUGAUAAGCAUUAUUUUUAUCGAUACAUUUGUGAGACAAUAAUCUGAAAUGAUGGUCAUUUAGAUAAGCACACCAUCUGUGUCUCUAGCAAGUCACCAUCAUUUCUUGGAACUCUACAACUAUAAAACAGAAAGAAAGAAGGAAAGAAAAAGAAAAAGAAAACCAACAAACCCUCUCCACACUCCAAAACUUUAGGACAGCUUGAAGAAGCUAUAUAAAUCGGUUACCUUCUUUUUGCUGUGUUCCUCACUCACCCAUUAGUUUCCCACUGGCCUCCUGGCCUUGAACACUAGGGUUUUAAAAACCAGUUAAUCAGCACUGUGAGAGGUUUAAGCACACUGGAAUAUGAAAUAGUCAUGGUUUGAGAUUCAGAUACUUUCACUACAGGACCAAAUGGUGGCAGAUAACGCUGUCUCCUGCCAGGAUAAUGGUCAUAAAUGCUAUUUCAAAUAUUGGGGAGAAUAGGUCUUUUUAAAGUUAGAUUGCUGUAAGGCUUGGAAUUUAAAAAUGAUUUCUUUGGUCCACGUUCUGAUUUGCCUAUUUUAUUUUCCAUGGUCUUCUAAACCUUAGACUUCCCUGUGCUCUGAGAGGGAACAUUGCUGUGUCUUUCUAAAGCCACACCAAGCCAUUAUUCCCUAUUGCUCCCUGGGACGCAAGGAAUCUCUCUGUCGUCAGCUUCCUAUCUGGCUCAGCGUAGGGUCACUUACCACACACAUGGAGAUAAAAGCAAUUCUGACUGUCCAGGAGCUAAUCUGACCAUAUUAUUGUGGAAUACCACGUAAAAUGGCAAUUUUAGUGUAUUAAUUAUAGAUUAUUAUAAACUAUAAAUUUAAGGGCAAGGAGUUUAUUACAAUGUAUCUUUAUUAAAACAAAUGGUGUAUAGUGUUCACAAACUGUGAAAUAGUGUAAGAACUGUACAUUGUGAGCUCUGGUUAUUUUUCUCUUGUACCAUAGAAAAAUGUAUAAAAAUGAUCAAAAAGCUAAUGUGCAGGGAUAUUGCCUUAUUUGUCUGUAAAAAUGGAGCUCAGUAACAUUACUGCUUCUUGGAGCUUUGGAAUAUUUUAUCCUGUAUUCUUGUUUGAAUUCCUCCUCUAUUUAAAAUAUAUACAUGGAAUCAAAGUGUUUAUGUAAUAGUUCUAUCCUUUUGCCUGCAGGUCAGUUGUAAUAAAUCUAGGAUGUGAUGAUGA
Messenger RNA from Sorex araneus (European shrew), 3762 nucleotides. It is a transcript of the gene MAP2K4, whose product is annotated as mitogen-activated protein kinase kinase 4. The transcript is spliced from 12 exons. Gene Ontology annotation, molecular function: JUN kinase kinase activity; ATP binding. The record is from RefSeq and is a predicted model, not a curated record. The coding region runs from base 76 to 1317 and encodes 413 amino acids. Gene Ontology annotation, biological process: protein phosphorylation; MAPK cascade. Lineage: Eukaryota; Metazoa; Chordata; Mammalia; Eulipotyphla; Soricidae.